This is a messenger RNA of Lachancea lanzarotensis, 4431 nucleotides long. RefSeq names its product LALA0S05e03620g1_1 (gene SWR1). Lineage: Eukaryota; Fungi; Ascomycota; Saccharomycetes; Saccharomycetales; Saccharomycetaceae. The record is from RefSeq and is a predicted model, not a curated record. The coding region runs from base 1 to 4431 and encodes 1476 amino acids. Gene Ontology annotation, cellular component: Swr1 complex. The transcript has a single exon. Gene Ontology annotation, molecular function: histone binding; ATP hydrolysis activity; ATP-dependent chromatin remodeler activity.
AUGUCUAAAAUUGAAGGGAAUGAGGAAGUAGUUGCAGAGCUGAAGUUCAACUAUGACUUACUGAUUAAUGAGCUCUAUCAUCUGAAGGAGUACACUUCGCUGGUCGAAUUUGAUCCUUGCUUCAGAAACUCGUCAGAUAGCUUUGACCACUUCGUCAAAUCCAGCGGCAUGACUUUUCCAAGGGCAGAAACCAAAAACAUAGAAGAUGCCAAGGACUCAAGAAGGAUACGAAGAAGACACACUAGAAGUGAGCCACAGGUGGCAGCUGAAAAAAGCAGUUCGGGUUCAAAUGUGGAGUUUUUGGUUGAAGAAAGAUACAAAGAGUUAGAAUGCAAACUGGACAACAAACCGUAUAAACGAAAGACUAUAGUCAAGAAGGAAGCUGCUCCUGCUGCUAAAAGAACAAAACUGGAACCUAAGCCGGAACGCACAACGGAAUCAUCCAGCAUUGUACCCGUCAAGCAGGAAGAAAACGUGGCUUUCGUCACUGUACCUCAAUUAUCGCACGAUAGGCCUUCUUCCACAGCCAUUCAUGAUCUAGCUUACAAUAGCUCCUAUUACACAACCUCGUCCUCCGAAGACGAGCGAGAAACGAAGAAAAAGUAUAAGAAACGCCUACACGUUCGGAUUGACGUCCAUCCGCCAAAACAGACGGUAACAAACCCAUUGCAUGUUUUUAAGCCCGAAUAUAAAAGUUUACGUGCGUUUCUGAACUCUUAUCGAUCUCUUGACGAGGAUAUGUCGGUAGAAGACUACAACAAGUUUAUCGAUGAUCAGAAAACCUUGUUCGCCAAGAUUCGGAAGGGUCUUGAAAGUGGAGUUCUUCAGUAUGAUUAUGAGACAGACUCUUUACAGGCUAUUACUCUCAAGGAUGCAUCCGGUGUACAAGCUCAUCGACCGGAGGCCAUCACCUUUCUCUACAAAGAACAACAGCAGUAUACCUUCUCAGACCAUUUGAUCAAUCACGGAAUCUUUAUGACCAGACGUUUUCAGGAAAUCAAGAAAGCUCGCGCUGCAAAUAUCAGAAAAAUCACGCUCAUGGUCGAACAGCAUUUCAGACAUGUUGCCGGUGCUGAGGAGCGUCAGCAAAGAGAAGAAGAAAAAAGGCUGAAAACCCUUGCACGUACAGCAGUGCAGGCGGUGAAGAAAAGAUGGCUUGUCGCUGAAAAGGCAUAUAGAGUCUUGAAAAAGGAUGAAGAGGAUCAGCUUAGAAAGAUACAGGGUAAAGAGCAUCUCAGCAAAAUGCUUGAACAAAGCACACAACUUUUAGGGGCCCAGUUGAAACAAUUCAGUAACGACGAGAACGAUAAGGAGCUCAAAACCUCAGCAAGCAAUAGCGACGUGGAACACAGUAACAGCGAUAAUGGCAGUGACUCAUUCAGUUCUUCUUCUGAAGAUAACUUAUCCGUUGACGAUGAAGAUGACGCCGGACUUUCUGUUGAGCAGCUUCAAAGCAAGUACGCUGAUCUUGAUGGUCACCACGAAAAGUCAGAUGCAGAUUCCGAACCCAAUAAUGAGCUUUCAACAACUGAAACUACUCCAGAUUUGCAGACGACGCCACAACUAACAGAGAUGGAGAAGCUGAAGUUGAGAGAAGACGAUGAGGAUCAAAAUAACGAAGUGCUUGAUGAUAGCACGAGUAGCAGCUCGGAAUUAGAUUCUGAUUCGGCUUCAUCGGCUGAAGGUAAUGAAAGUAAUGAAGCCAGCGACGAAGAAAUGAACGGCCAUGAACAAAAGCCCGAUGGUUUAUCGUCUCUCUUCCAGGAUAUCGAAGAGGGCCAGUCUGAAGGUGAGUCUGACUACGAAUCGCCAAGUGCUAGCGAGACUGAGCAUAGUAGCGAUGAGGAGAUUGAUACUGCACCUCAAGAAAAAACGGACGUUGCAUCCGAGCCAAAGGUAGAUGCCAGUAACGGCGUGCAGACUGGACCAGCGAAGGAAAUCCAAGAAGACCCUAUAACAGUGGUUGAUGUUCCGCUUCCGUCUUUACUCCGGGGAGAAUUGCGAAUUUAUCAAAAGCAAGGUCUCAACUGGCUUGCCAGUCUUUAUAAUAACAAUACAAAUGGAAUUCUUGCAGACGAAAUGGGCCUGGGCAAGACCAUUCAAACUAUCUCGCUGUUGGCUUAUUUAGCAUGUGAGAAGCAAAACUGGGGCCCCCAUUUGAUUGUUGUACCAACUUCCGUGUUACUCAAUUGGGAGAUGGAACUUAAGAGAUUUGCACCGGGUUUCAAGGUGCUUACUUACUAUGGCUCGCCUCAACAACGUAAAGAAAAGAGGAAAGGGUGGAAUAGACCAGACGCAUUUCAUAUCUGCAUCACUUCAUAUCAGCUUGUGGUUCAUGACCAGCAUUCUUUCAAACGUAAGAAGUGGCAAUAUAUGAUAUUGGAUGAAGCCCACAACAUCAAGAACUUCAGAUCAACACGUUGGCAAGCGCUUUUGAAUUUCAACACCGAAAGAAGAUUGCUGCUGACUGGUACGCCGCUUCAAAACAACUUAGCAGAGCUAUGGUCUUUACUUUAUUUUUUGAUGCCACAAACAGCAGUAGGGAAAAAUGGAGGUAUUCAAGGGUUUGCUGAUUUAGAAGCCUUCCAACAGUGGUUCGGACGACCUGUCGAUAAAAUUAUUCAGACAGGUGACGGUUAUCAACAGGACACCGAAACAAGGAAAACGGUGGACAAGUUGCAUCAAGUGCUGCGCCCUUACCUUUUAAGGAGAUUAAAGGCAGAUGUCGAGAAACAAAUGCCUGCUAAACAUGAGCAUGUCGUGUAUUGUCGUUUGUCUAAGAGACAGAGAUAUCUAUACGAUGAUUUUAUGUCGAGGGCCCAGACGAAGGAAACGCUUGCAAGUGGAAAUUUCAUGUCAAUCAUUAAUUGUUUAAUGCAAUUGAGAAAGGUUUGCAAUCAUCCUGAUCUUUUCGAAGUAAGACCUAUUUUAACCUCACUUUGCAUUGAUAAGAGCGUUUCCCAUGAUUUUACGGGCGUAAACGACUUUAUGAUAAAAAGGCUAAGAGCCAAUAACUCAGAACUUAUAGACUUCAACACACUGAACCUGGAUUUCUCCUCCAACGAGUAUUUAUCGACUCACCAUGCCGAAAGUAUCGAGCGGAGCCAAUGCAUCGAGCAAUUCUCAGAAGAGGUGACCAAGCUCAGAGCGAAGUGGGAGGAGCAGUCCAAAAUUGAUGCAGAAGAAUCUGCCUUCAAUUUUCAAGAUAUCAAUCUGUUCUACCAAAGUUUUGCUGCGAAGAAAAAUGGGGACAUGAUUAGCAGGUUGCACUACCUGCAGUACAUCAAUAAAUUGAGAUGUGCACGGAAACCGGUUUACGGCAGCAACUUGGUAAAGUUGCUAAAUAUAUCCAAGGCACAUACCGAAGAUGCCACGGCGGAGUUGUUCAUGCCCUUGCAGACCAGAAUCACCAUGAACAAGGCUACUAUCGACAAGUUUGCAGUGAUAACUCCCAACGCUGUGACUCUUGACACUAGAAACUUGGCAUUGGGCCUCAAUGAGGAAAGUAUAAUUCCGUCAAGUGAAAGGCAGCUUUUGAGGUAUAAUUUGAGACAUACCGGUAACCCGUUACAUCAUUUGCAGACCAAGCUGGCUAUUGCCUUCCCCGACAAAUCAUUGCUUCAGUAUGACUGUGGUAAACUACAAAAGUUAGCCACGUUAUUACGCGACCUGAAGGAUAAUGGCCACCGAGCGCUUAUUUUUACGCAGAUGACUAAAGUUUUGGAUAUUCUCGAGCAGUUUUUAAACUACCAUGGCUACCUCUACAUGCGAUUGGAUGGUGCCACCAAAAUUGAAGAUCGACAGCUGUUGACUGAGCGAUUCAACAAUGACAAUAGGGUUACUGCCUUCAUUUUAUCCAGUAGAUCUGGUGGUCUUGGUAUCAAUCUUACGGGUGCGGACACAGUGAUCUUUUACGAUUCUGACUGGAAUCCAGCAAUGGACAAGCAAUGCCAGGACAGGUGCCAUCGGAUAGGACAAACGCGAGAUGUUCACAUUUACCGAUUUGUGAGUGAACACACGAUUGAGAGUAACAUUUUGAAAAAGGCUAAUCAAAAGAGACAUCUGGACAACGUUGUGAUUCAACGUGGUGACUUCACCACGGACUAUUUUACAAAGUUGUCAGUAAAAGACCUCGUUGGUGCCGAGGGUAAUGAAAUUCCAGUCAGCGAUAAGCCAUUGCUGAUCGAUGACGCAGCCUCAAAAGAUCCUCGGAAGCUGGAGAAGCUGUUGGCGCAAGCAGAAGAUGCAGAUGAUGUCAAAGCAGCAAAUUCUGCGUUAAAGGAAGUUGAAAUGGACAAUGAAGACUUUCAAGAGAAAAAUCCUGGUAUGGAGGAAAAUGGUGAUGGCCCAUUAGAGGACGAAUUUGAAGGCACUGGCCAUGUGGAGGAGUAUAUGAUCAGAUUUAUUGCAAAUGGGUGUUAUUUCGAAUGA